GUGGCCCACAUGAAGAGCAAAGACAAUCGGAUCAAGCUGAUGAACGAAAUUCUCAAUGGGAUCAAAGUGCUAAAGCUUUAUGCCUGGGAGCUGGCAUUCAAGGACAAGGUGCUGGCCAUCAGCAGGAGGAGCUGAAGGUGCUGAAGAAGUCUGCCUACCUGUCAGCCGUGGGCACCUUCACCUGGGUCUGCACGCCCUUCCUGGUGGCCCUGUGCACAUUUGCCGUCUACGUGACCAUUGACAAGAACAACAUCCUGGAUGCCCAGACAGCCUUCGUGUCUUUGGCCUUGUUCAACAUCCUCCGGUUUCCCCUGAACAUUCUCCCCAUGGUCAUCAGCAGCAUCGUGCAGGCGGGGGCACGAACAGCAUCACCGUGAGGAAUGCCACAUUCACCUGGGCCAGGGGCGACCCUCCC
Molecule: messenger RNA, 415 nt
Organism: Nomascus leucogenys (northern white-cheeked gibbon)
Lineage: Eukaryota; Metazoa; Chordata; Mammalia; Primates; Hylobatidae
Product: multidrug resistance-associated protein 1-like
Exons: 3
Biological process (GO): xenobiotic transport; glutathione transmembrane transport
Cellular component (GO): basolateral plasma membrane
Molecular function (GO): glutathione transmembrane transporter activity; ATP binding; ABC-type xenobiotic transporter activity
Source: RefSeq, a predicted model, not a curated record